This is a messenger RNA of Cuscuta europaea, 1407 nucleotides long. The record is from the annotation of a GenBank genome assembly. Lineage: Eukaryota; Viridiplantae; Streptophyta; Magnoliopsida; Solanales; Convolvulaceae.
AGCGAGUAACGACUAGCGAAGGGUACUGCAAGUUGCGUCAAUCGUGUUCCCUUGAAACACUCGCCACUUCUUUCUUCCCAUAACUUCUCCAUGGAAACUACUCCCGCUCAAUCUCAUUCUCGUUUCAACUGUUUCUAUUAUCUCUAGCCGUACUUCCCAUUACUCCAGAAUCGGCAUUCGAAGUCAGAAACCCAUAGAUAGUUACUGCUCUUCCAUACAAACAGGGGAUGGAGUCUGGAAAUGGUGGUCUGGCUGAAGAGGAUGAGAGGGAAUGUUUGAUUGACAAAGAAAAUGGGGAAGAGGUGUUUGUGGAAAUGCCUAAAUCGUCUUCAAAGUCGAAAGAAUCUGGGGGAGAAAGUUCAUUUGCUUCUGCUAAAGGAGUUGAUUCAUCCAAAACUCUUAAGACUUCUCAUGUGAGUAAAAAUGGAACUACCAGCAGAAGAACAAGUUUAACCGCUUCUACUAAAAGCUUUGAUCAGUCUAAGGUUGGCAAGUCUUGUUCUGCUAAUGGAACUGAUUCAUUGAAAGGAACUGGUGGAUCGUCCAAACCCAUAACAAAUGUUAGGCAUCGUAAGGAGGAAGAGGAUUCUAAUUCUACAGCUUCAUCCAGUGCCACUCCUCAGGGACAACGCAGGAUUAGUGGUUCUGGAUUUUCCUUUAGAUUGGACCAGCGUGCUGAAAAACGAAAAGAGUUCCUUACAAAGCUAGAAGAGAAGAUACAAGCAAAGGAAGAGGAAAAGAGCAAUUUGCAGGCAAAAUCCAAAGAAAACCAAGAGGCCGAGAUAAAGCAGCUAAGAAAGAGCUUGACUUUUAAAGCUACUCCAUUGCCAAGCUUCUACAAGGAACCUCCUCCAAUAGUUGAACUGAAAAAGAGGCCCACAACUCGCCCUAUAUCUCCUAAGCUUGGGAGGAACAAGUCGUCUGCAUCACCAGCAACCAGCGGUUCAGAAUGUCUUAGCCCCAAGACUGUAAACAAACCAGGAAAGUCUCCCCGGGCCUUACAAGCAAACAGCAAUAAGAAUGGUGCGACCUCAUCAAAAGGGAAAAUAAUGAACCCCCGAGAUGUCGAUCAUCGUCAUCAAUCUUUAGAGGCAAAAGAGAGAACAAAGAGCUACGAUGAGGAGUUACCUUGUCCUGACCAAACUGAAGUGGAUGUAGGAAAAGACAAUGUGGAACACGUUCCUGCUUCGAAUACAGUCUCGGUUGAAGGUUGAAGAUCCCAAUUUUAACUAUACAUAUGUCUUGUGCUUAUUUGUUUGUAUUUUAAAUAGGCUUUUAAAAAGUUGCAAAUACAGUGCUUGUAUGUCACCUGAACGACUCACAGCUGGUUCCUCUCCUACAUAUAAGUCAUAUAUAGUGUCAUUCACUUUUCUUCUGAGUUAUAUUUGAAUUCAGUAUCCCAGUCAA